AUGGUGCUGGUGGGCAACGUUGGCGCAAUCUGCGUAGUUCGUCUGGAGGUUCUUACCCCGGCGUCUUUGCUUCGCCUCCGCGCAACGUCAGCACUUCUCCGAGCUAAUUUAUUUCUGAGGUGUGGGAUAGGAAUCGGAACGAAGAAGCAGCGAUCGGAUUAUCAUGACAACCUUCCGACUUUUGUGUCGAUGAAUGUUGUUGGCACCAGAAUCAAAGUAUCGAUCUAUUUGUCAAUUAUAGUUGUACCUGAUAGCCUUAGGCCUAGCCAGCACCUGCUGCACAGGGCGCGAACUUCCUUUCUAUACACGUUUCAGUUUUUGGUAUACACAAAUGAACGGCAAGUGCAAGGCGUAACGCGACAAGAAGUAGAACAAAAGGACCCGCGUGUGUGUUCAUCAUGGCAAGAAGAAAUUUAGCAUCAGUAGAAAUUUUCGUGAGCCUGGCUCUACUCUCUCGGAUCACGUAUCUAUAGCAAGUUUACAAGUUGACUCGUUUUUUUAGGUAAAAACUAUAGCAGCGUUUUUAGCUAGCUCCUUUGCACGCGUGGUCAUUACCGAUGCGCGGCCCACCAGCGGGCGUGUCGAUGUCUGCUCGCGCCUUUUCGUCUGCAAGUUGCACUUCUAAAUCGCAGACUUCAUCUGAGCGUUGGCGCGGGUUUCUGGGUUGUAGUAGUUCCCCAUGCCCGGCCUCUUCGUCUACUACUUCAAGUUGUUUAUGCGCCGUGGUGACAUCUUCGAUGACGACAACAACUAGCGCCACGACUGAAACUGGAAGUAAGCGCAGGGCAAAUUCUUGUUCAAUUCGCAUCAAUCGACUAGGAGAACAACCUGCAGCUCUAUUUUUGCAGCAUCAACACCAACAAGUGCGGUUUCUCCGCGAACGGGUGCGCAAAUCCAAUGCUUGGGACGAUGUGUACACGCUGGAAAACCCGAAAUACGGCAAGACCUGGCCGUAUGGAUGUGUCAGAGUUGAAAUCGACAAGGUUGAAAGUCAAAGUAAUUUGUAAUGCAUAAAACGGAUACCAGGCCUAGUUUUCAAGUGGCGCGUGACAAAUCCAGUCUGCAAUGCUGUUUGGGGAAGGGAGACGCCUUCUGUCGUGCUACUUUAGUUGCUCUAUUUCUACCCCUCAACAGGCUUACAGCCUGCCUCUCUUGCCUACUCUGCAAGACAGGCACUUCGUGGGUUGCAUUUUAUGCAUCGCAAACUAUUUCAGCUCUGGUCUUUGACGAUUUCAACCCUGACGCUUCCAUAGGCCGCCCGACAUGUCGGAGAUCGGGGAACCAAAUACCCUGCCGAGAAUGCGAAAUCUGAUGCACCAGUUGCAGGUAGAGGAAAUGCAGAAAUUGGAGCAAGAACGGUCCUACAAGAUGCCAAAACUCGGGCUGGGAGACCUGGUCACGGUAUAGAUUUGAUAGAUUCUGAUUCGCAUUCAAUAAGUUCAUAUCAACAUCGCAAUUUGAAGAAGACCGUGUGGUCAUGGCAAAGAAUAAUACGUCCACGUCGCAAAAACUUCGAUGAGUAUCCUGGUGGCCCGCCCACCAGUAGGACUUACUACCACGAGGGGAAGCUAACUACUACGAAGAGCAAACACCACCGCCAGGUGAAAUAUGAGCUGUCCCGUUCCCAGCAGACGUUCGCAACCUUCACCGGCUACUGCGUUGGCUUGCGGAAGCGCCGCGCCGCCAGUGCGAUGGUGUUGAAGAAUACUUACGACGGCAUUGCGGUGCAGCAACUGCUAUGAGCUGCAAAAGAAAAAGUAUCGUACUAGUAUAAAUUGCAAUACAAAUUCUCCCAGCAUUAGAGAUUGUUUGAGUUUCAGUUUGUAAUGCGGAUUUUCCUUAACCUUAAAUAAUGCCUAGAUCUGUAAUGCAUAACUGCACUUAGAAGUACGAGUGCGAUGCUUUUGCACAGGAUAACUGCUUCCGAUUUAUAACCCGCGGCUGCUCAGCGUCCGGGUGGACAAGGAGGCCAGCAAGCUUAUGGCAUCCUCAACUAUUACAACAUUGACAUUCUCAACUGUUACAUGAUUUGUCAUGCAAAAUCACUAUCAUAACAUCGCCACGAUCAAGCUACUUCGCAUAACAAAUUCUCGACGACGCCCUAAAUUGCACUAGAAUUAUCCGCGCCAAAUCUGUAAUGCAAGAUGUGCAAGGUUCUCGCUCUCACCUGUGCUAUUCUUGCGUUGCAAAUCCAUGUAACAGUUGAGAAUCCAACGUUUGAGAGUGCCAUAAAGUUCGUGACCGAGGAACAGCUGAAGGUGGACCGGCGGAAAAAAAGCCGCAUAUCCAGUGCAAAAGCAUCGUACUCGUAGUAAUUGCAAUUAUGCAUUACAAAUCCCCAUCCCAAGGUAAACGUAAAACAGCAUGAGAAAUUCCAUUUGUCAUGCUAAGGCAAUUUGUAAUGCAAUUACUACUAGUACGAUGCUUUUGCAUUGCAUACCGCAACUACCGCAACAACUGGCAGUACUACAAGCUGGGUCGGUGGCGCAGCUCCAACCGGAAGUACUGGUGGCGACGGCCGGCGCGAAGCGGAAUCCUGAACGUGGAGAACAAGCUGCGCACAGAGUACGCGCACUUGCGAAAGAGGUAUGCGGUACAACGAGCCGCGGCGGGGCUCCCGCCCUACAUUCACCCCGGGCCGUACCACAUCACGAGGCGGCAGACGCGGGAGGUCCGCGCGGAGAUGGAGCGCCGGAUGCUCGUCCAUGCCUGGGACGAGCGGCGCCUGCGGUUUGCGAAGCUAGCACGGCGGAAGCGGCAACAGCGGUGGGGCAUCUGCCACGUGAAGCGGAAGGAGAGCAACGUCAGGCGGGGGUCUCACGCGAAGGAACGCCUGCCCGGGUACCACGUCCUGAAUCAUGCCGAGAGCUAGUAGGAAAGUAGAUGUGUGCUCGGUGGACUGGUGCUUCGGGAGCUGCAGGAGGUGAUGCGCGGCUCGAGGCGUUGUGUGUUUUAUUUGUAUCACUGUCUUCUUCUAUACCUUUACCUUCUCGUUCUCCGACUCCGCCCCCGAGGUCGGAUGAAGAAGACGGAAGCAUCAUACACGAACACGGCGAGGACUUGAAGACAAGCCUAGGGAUUCGUACAUAGAAUUACAUCUGCUUCUGCAUGUUUUUCUUUACACACGGUCGAAGAGCAAGAGUCCUCCCUGGGAACUCCUACAAAGUACUUUUCACGCGGACCACACGUCUAAGCGAGCGCCAAAUGUGAAUGUCACAAAAGCAAACGCAUGCAUCGUGAGCAGCCACAAUAUGUUUUUUGGAAGGUGGGAAAGAGCUGCACAAUUUUUCGUGCGCACGUAGAAGCGACCACUGCGAGGACAGCUUUUCAAAGUAGAAUACAGAAUGUCGCUGAGACGAUAAAAGAUGCAAUGAGAAUUUAUAGAUACAAAGAAGAACGAGCGCAUAUAGAAUCAAUCAGCAGAAAAAGAACAGGCAAAUACCCUCACAAGUCGUCCCUGUGCUGGUGCAGCUAUGUUUUUAUUUUAUUCUCAAAACAAGCACUCCGGGUCCGGUUUGCCGUAAGAGUAAGACGGCCUCGGUCAUUCAAAACGGAAAAAAGUUGUGAAAAUGGAGUCGGUACUUGAG
Amoebophrya sp. A120 is the source of this 3587-nucleotide messenger RNA. The record is from the annotation of a GenBank genome assembly. NCBI's taxonomy places the organism in Eukaryota, Dinophyceae, Syndiniales, Amoebophryaceae.